GCUAUAUGAUGAAACCGGAUUUGCAGAAGCAUGCCCAACCACUUAGCGAUCAAUCAUUUUCACUCAAAAACGCGCAUUCUGAGUUUUAUACAGCUUGGUCAAGUGUCAGUACGCUAACGAAGCACGCCCUGAUCUCGAAGUGGUCGAAUCCGUGCAAGUACAAUAUCACAGAGAAGGGUGUCUUACUUGCUGCUAGAAUAUUAUCUGUGGAAAACAAUGAAUAUUCACAAAAUAUCUCAGGCAAUUCAACAAGAAGAAAAGAAUCCCCGUCAACCUCAACUCAACUGGGGACCUCUUGUCAACUUGGGACCUCCUGUCAACUUGGGACCUCCAGUCAACUUGGGACCUCUUGUCAACUUGGGACCUCUAGUCAACCUGGGACCUCCAGUCUACCUGGGACCUCCAGUCUUCCUGGGACCUCCAGUCUACCUGGGACCUCCAGUCUACCUGGGACCUCUUGUCAACUUGGGACCUUCAGUCUACCUGGGACCUCCAGUCUUCCUGGGACCUCAAGCCGAACCAGUGAAGGCAAUUUUGAUAUUAAUCUGACAGAUUUAAGCUUUUCGGACUCAUUCUCUCUUCCUCCUGAUGACCAGGAGAAAGCUUCAGGUUCAAACUUCUCCGGAGCAGAUUUGAGAGGUCCGGGUUCCCUCAGAUACUUGACAGAUUUACCAGAUGAGGUUCUUAACCCUGUUCAUAAACUACAGAAGAAUUUGACUGUUUGUGAAGCUAUGAGUGCUCCAAGACAGAAUAGGAAUAACUCUGAGUUUACUUUAAAACGCGGAUCCUUUGAUAUUCUGCUGUGUGUUGACAACACUGAAAUAACAGGAGGAGGAGCAGGGGGAAGGAAAACAUUAAAGCAGGAGACAGUCCGCCAUCUUGAAUCGUGUAGUGUACAGUAUGACCGGCGUAAUCUCAAUAUCGGGGAUUUUCUCUGGAUUGCCAGGGAGAGAGUUCAACCUAUUCCAGGGCAGUUCCAACAGCGUGCACCGAGAGAACUGGUUCUCCCUUUUCUAGUGGAAAGAAAACGUUUAGACGACCUGUGGAGUAGUGUAAAGGAUGGAAGAUACGAAGAACAGAAGUUUAGAAUGAAAUCCAGCGGAUUAACUCAUCUCUAUUAUCUUAUAGAAGAUUUCUCUGUCCAGAAACAAAACUGGGGACAGGCGCGUGGAGGGAUGGUGACUGAAGCUGCCAUUAACCAGGCAAUAGCAAACACUGCAGUACAGGAGGGAUUUUCUGUUGUCCGGACCAAAGAUCAGAAGGGUACAAUUGAGUACUUAACACUGUUCACAAGGUUGCUAGAAAAUAAAUACAGUGCACUGGAUUUAAAAAGUUGUACUCAGGUUGAUCUAUCCGAAGGUUUGGUGACUGAUAGAGAUCAUACCCUGUUAACCUUUCAGGAGAUGAAUAAUAGUUCGAGAAAAAACCGCAAGAUGUCUCUGAAGGAAAUAUUUGCCAAAAUGCUACUAAAACUUAAGGGAUUGACUGUUGAUAUGGCACAGGGAAUUGUGGAAGAAUUUAAGACACCAAAACUGUUCAGAGAUGCUCUUCUUAGUGUAGAUUCUCAGCAGCAGCAACUUCAACUCAUUCAGGAUAUCAGCUAUGGGUUGCAGAGUAAGAGAAAGAUUCCUAAGGCUCUCGCUGAGGCUCUGCUCAAGUUUUGGACUCAGUUGGAUAUUUCCUAGUUUUUCUUUAAUUUCGUUAAAUGUUUUUUUGGUUUAAAAAUGUUUUUUCUUCGUUCAUCUUUUAUUUCGGAGGUCUUCUUUUUUUUCAUAUAAACGGAUAUUUUUAAGCCUGAAUUUUGUCCUAAUUUUGAAAGUUUUUGGUUUUCUGAAUUACAUAAUUUGCAUUCAUUAGAUAUAAGUUUCUUUACAAAUUUGAAUGUAGAUAAUAUUUAUACGUAAUGAUUAAAAGGAUAUGCACGUAUAAAAGAAAACCUGUUUGUGUUG
Messenger RNA from Eurytemora carolleeae, 1949 nucleotides. RefSeq names its product crossover junction endonuclease MUS81 (gene mus81). Gene Ontology annotation, biological process: resolution of meiotic recombination intermediates; mitotic intra-S DNA damage checkpoint signaling; double-strand break repair via break-induced replication. NCBI's taxonomy places the organism in Eukaryota, Metazoa, Arthropoda, Copepoda, Calanoida, Temoridae. Bases 6 to 1685 code for a protein of 559 amino acids. The record is from RefSeq and is a predicted model, not a curated record. The transcript has 15 exons. Gene Ontology annotation, molecular function: crossover junction DNA endonuclease activity; DNA binding; 3'-flap endonuclease activity. Gene Ontology annotation, cellular component: nucleus; Holliday junction resolvase complex.